This is a messenger RNA of Aureobasidium pullulans EXF-150, 507 nucleotides long. RefSeq lists its product as uncharacterized. The coding region runs from base 93 to 380 and encodes 95 amino acids. The record is from RefSeq and is a predicted model, not a curated record. The transcript has a single exon. Lineage: Eukaryota; Fungi; Ascomycota; Dothideomycetes; Dothideales; Saccotheciaceae.
UUUCGAGUACCAAACAUGCGCAAGUCUGCGGACCAACCUCCACACUUCUCCUAGUUUUCUGCUGCGACUACAAUCACCAGAAACUCAGUCCCAUGCUAUUGUUGAUGAUGGUUUGUUUCUUUUUCGAAGUGUGGGCAAAACCAGAACCGAUGCCCUGCUUUACUGCGUUUGCUUACUUCUCCAUUCUAUUCGUCUUUCUUACAAUUAUUCGAGCCAUCUACAACGACCCUCGCUUCAGGCCAAUUUGGGUCAUAAAAAUUCCAAACCCAUGCUCCUGGACAGAUUCUGGUGCAAGAUUGGGCUCUGCGGCAUCGGAGGCAGCAGCGCGAACACUGGAGCCGAGCUUGCGGGAGGUGAUGAUACUACCGCCCGUAUCCUGACCACUGCUCCAAACUUCGAUUUUCCAUUGAUCACGCCAACUCCCUCUCUAGAGAUUUCUACUAGUCGCUCGGCUGCCGCGGUGGUUGCCCCAGCUCAUAUGGACGUCGGAGAAAUUGGGAAACCGUA